Trichoderma harzianum CBS 226.95 is the source of this 811-nucleotide messenger RNA. RefSeq lists its product as hypothetical. The record is from RefSeq and is a predicted model, not a curated record. The coding region runs from base 150 to 719 and encodes 189 amino acids. NCBI's taxonomy places the organism in Eukaryota, Fungi, Ascomycota, Sordariomycetes, Hypocreales, Hypocreaceae. The transcript has a single exon.
UCUUGACUCUUUUCAUUUCCACCUUCCGGAGAGCCACCCCAUGCCUAAAUUCGAAGCUGCCUCACAGCUCGAGCUAGUCCAGGGACCGUUCGGUAGUCUAGUACGUGCUACUCCAUGUACCUUUUGUCGACUGGGGGGGUUCUCUUGUCAUGAUCCCUCCCAAAUUAGGGCGUCCGCGUUUCCCAAAGAGUGCUCCCUGGACCAGGCACGUUCCUUCUUCAACGGACCAGACGGGCCAUACCCGGGCCCCGGAUAGAUUGCGCGAGAGAUUAGCUCCAUCGCAGAUAUGGAGUUGGCGCGGAUUACUUGUGCCAGCACGUAUCGUGCUCCGUGCCUGUACAUUUCAUACUCGUACUACGCCGAAGGGGACAGAAAGGCCAUGGCUAGCGUUAUCUCGCUCUCCAAGAAAGCCACCGAGCCAGCCCAUCCUGGAGCGAAUAUGUGACGGCUCACAUUUCUGGCAACUCCAGGUAGCGUCCCCGCGGAAUGGAUCAAACACACCACGAAGGAGAUUUUUUGCUCGUUUCCCAAAGCACUUGUGCCUGGCAGGGACCCCCAAUACCGACCUCAAACGGUGCCACCAGGCCCUUGACCGGCAAUGGGGCCGGAGACUCGAGGCAAGGGUCUUGUCUUCCACCCCAGGCAGAACAAAUAGAGGAAGAGUAUACAUCCCCACAUGUAUAGAAGCGCCAUGGAAGGAAAACCAAAAUGUGAGCUGAACUCUACGCCUCACCUAGAGAGAACCAGGCAGGCAUGGGUUCCCAAUACGGCUGCCUCCCCUCCCCAGAUAAGGGAGAAGCAAAGCAACAGU